Messenger RNA from Cucurbitaria berberidis CBS 394.84, 681 nucleotides. RefSeq lists its product as uncharacterized. The record is from RefSeq and is a predicted model, not a curated record. Bases 1 to 681 code for a protein of 226 amino acids. The transcript has a single exon. Lineage: Eukaryota; Fungi; Ascomycota; Dothideomycetes; Pleosporales; Cucurbitariaceae.
AUGGAUAGCACCAUACAACAUACCUUGAUCACAAUCGGAGGCGUGAACUACGAUAUCGAUGUUUCUCAGAUACUAUAUUUAUCGUCUUUCGUCGACUUUCAAGGCAAAGCUCAGCCACAAGGAACGAAAUUAGUCCACGGCCCCAUCCCUCUGAUUGACGUAGCUCUCAAGGGAAUCCAAUCAGGCUAUCGCCAAUGUUUCAGAGCUCUCCCUCCCGAUCUUUCUCAACAUCAUAUACUAUGCGAAACGUACGAUUUUCUGGGUAUCGAUAUCCUCGGAGAGCAAUACGUUGAUCAGAUAUUCGCCGACCUCAAAGCCUGCAAGACCGACUACGAACUUGAGUACAAACGUUACUUGGCUAUCAAAGGGAACAAAUCAAAAGCACGAGAUGCUGCGUUCAAAUUGCUGUACUUGAUAUUGAUGGGGGAGUUCAGGGAUGAGAAUAAGGACUCUAUGAAAGUGUUCAACGCAGUCUUGUUCAUCGUCUCUCACUCUGCGACGUUCAAAUGGAAGACGAGAACCAUGAUUCGGGCUGCAUACCAGGAGCGUUUCGUUGUCACCUUGAAGCAGAUAGCAAGGCUAGAUGAGUGGCUCAAAGGGGAUACUGCGGACGAUGUUGAUGGAGAUAACACAACUACAGAUGAGUCCUCAGACGAGAACUAUAAUUCUGAUUACUCAUAA